AAUAGAAGCAGUAAUAAUAUUAAUGAACCACACACACCCACCCACCAAUCAACUUAACUUAGUUUCUCUUUUGUCCUCUCUCUUUUCAAAUUUCAAACUUCAAACACUUCAUGGGUUGCGUCUCUUCUAAUUUGUUUAACCACGAAGACGAGUUUCCCCAACUCGCUAACUCAGCACUCGGCGUCGGCCACCACAUCGUUUCUCUAACAUCCACCACUUAUGGCCUUCUCAGCACCCUCGAUCCACCUAAACCCCUCCGCUCCGAACCUGAAGUCAUCAACUCUUGGGAACUCAUGGAAGGCCUCGACAAUAACACCGAAAGCUUCCGUUUCUUUCCUCUCCCAAAACCCUUUCACCCAAACCUCAUCGAUACUACUCCUUCUAAAUCAUUCCAAAAACCCGGUUCGGUUCUCUCGGACCGGUUCCAGAGAAUUUGUCCACCAAACGGCGAAAACAAAGUGGUUAUCUAUACGACGACGUUGAGAGGCGUUCGUACAACAUUCGAAGCUUGCAAUGCUGUGAGAUCAGCUUUCGAUUCCUUCGGCGUUCAAAUCUGCGAGCGUGACGUGUCGAUGGAUAGCGGGUUUAAAGAAGAACUUAAGGAACUUCUGAAGGGGAAAGAGAAAGAAUCAACGGUGAUUGUUCCUCCGAGAGUUUUUGUGAAGGGAUUCUAUAUUGGUGGUGCUGAAGAGAUGUUGAAGGUUGUUGAAGAAGGUUUGUUGGGAGAGGUUCUUUAUGGUUUGCCUAGAAAAGUUGUUGGAGCUGUUUGUGAAGGUUGUGGUGAUAUGAGAUUCUUGCCUUGUUUUCGUUGUAAUGGAAGCUGUAAGAUGGUUAUAGUUAGGGAUCAUAAACAGGGGACUACUACUACUCUUGUUGUUAAGUGUACUGAUUGUAAUGAAAAUGGCUUAGUUUUGUGUCCUCUUUGUAGUUAGUUCAUCUUCAUUGUAACUCUUCUACGGUGAAUUCUCUCACUUCACUUUGGGCUAUUUAUGUGCACUCAAUCUUUACUUAAAUCAUGCUAUUUUUCCUUUUUC
Messenger RNA from Cicer arietinum (chickpea), 1034 nucleotides. RefSeq lists its product as uncharacterized. NCBI's taxonomy places the organism in Eukaryota, Viridiplantae, Streptophyta, Magnoliopsida, Fabales, Fabaceae. The record is from RefSeq and is a predicted model, not a curated record.